This is a messenger RNA of Penicillium expansum, 1770 nucleotides long. RefSeq names its product GNAT family N-acetyltransferase. The transcript is spliced from 2 exons. The record is from RefSeq and is a predicted model, not a curated record. The coding region runs from base 1 to 1770 and encodes 589 amino acids. NCBI's taxonomy places the organism in Eukaryota, Fungi, Ascomycota, Eurotiomycetes, Eurotiales, Aspergillaceae.
AUGGCAGAAGAAAUUGAAAUAUCUUUGCCAUUCCGUGGUAGGAAUGCCGUCUACCGAAAGCCGCCUAACAAGUUCGACAAGCAAAAAUCGAUGGUGGUCCCAAAUAGCUCUAGUUCGGCUUCAGCCAUGCUUCAUGCGUUGGAAUCCAUGAAUGAGAUGGAAAGAAACAAACUGAUCCAGAGCAUAGAGAAUCUGAGCUGGACACAAACUUGGGAUUUGACCAAACAGUUUGACAAACAGAGGAGAGAGAAGAUGCCUGCACAACAGCCUCUGUUUGGCAUGGAAAACGAGAGUCACUCCUGCCCUGAGAUGCUUCCUGCAGCGAGGGAUGGACCUGGGGUUGAUCUGAACAGCAGUGUCUAUGAAUUGCUCGCAAAACCUAGGACUGUCGAAGGAGUUGAGGAACCUGAGCCAUGGGCAACAGCUGACCCACCCGACUUUAUUCCUAACGAUGGAUAUGAAGAAAUCGGAAAGACGGUCAAAUGUUCCAAUAAUGUGGAGUUUCGGACCCAGCGGGAUGCCCGACACAAAAUCCAAGUAAAGGCAUACACAAAAUCUCGCCGUAUCUUCCCAAUCGUCCAGAAUGACAUUCUCACGUUCACAUCGGAAUAUCACAACUCUGGUCACGAGCCUGAGAGUGACUGGACUUUGGACAUCCAAGAAGGAGACGAUCUGUGGCACGAACUCAAACACAGAAUUUCAUCGUUUGAUCUUCCAAACAGAACCGUCAGGAACCAAUUUCGCAGCUGGUGGGAUCAGCUUCCGGCAGGACACCAAGUCGAUAUCUAUCAUGUUGCCUUCUUUGAUGGAACCGCGAUGCCCGAUGGACAGUCUUCUAUGUUUCUGCCCGACACCAAGCAUAUCCCCACCCCUAGGAAUAUGAAAGACGAAUUGACACGCCUGCAUUGGCACGAGACAUCGGAAGGUUACGUAUACAACCUCGGGAAGAUCAACAAAAAGCGAAAGAAGAAGGAACUUGAACAACAAGAGCACUUGCGUCGCACCGCGGAUUACCGUGCUUGGCUAGAAUUACCACCGGAUUCUAAAAUUGUUCCACCUGGCAUCUAUCUGCGUCCUGCGGAACAGUGCGAUGCUUCUUCUAUUCUUGAAAUCAUGAACUGGUAUGCACAAAACUCAGCUUUGAGCAGUGAAACCCGAUCUAUGGAGGCAAAUGACAUUGGGGAGCUUCUGCAAUUUUGCCGAGACAACCACUUCCCCUUCGUCGUUGCUGCCCGACGUCCACCAGAGCGCUUGUGUCGCAACCAGAUCGACCCUGUGGUUGGCUACGCCUAUGUCGAAUUCCAUCGGCACGGCAAAAGCGCUGAUAAGCACAUGGGUGAGCUGCAUGUUUUCGUCCAAGAGGGCAGCAAGAAGCAGCACAUUGGACGGGCACUUGUCGAUAUGGUCCUCUCUUGUUUUGAUGUGACCUCUGGAAAAAGCAAGGAUUAUGAGUUUGACCAAACUGGUACAGUGCAGUAUCGUGCUGGUUAUGGCCGUCCCCUCACAGCAAUUGUUUGUGCCAUUGCAACAUCCCCGGAGGCCCAGGAGGAGCAUGACUGGAUCAAGAAGUGGUUGGAGAGGGAGUUUGGCUUUCAGGAAAAGUGCGUAUUCGAGAAUGCGAGAGUGAAGAGUGGCAAGAGUUAUGACCUUCGGUACAUGGCUCGUCCAAUGGGGGCCCCACAUUUGAGCAACGGGGUCAAGGGCCAACCUCAGGUUCAAGCCCAUCCCCAGGGGAGUAGUACCCAGUCUACGAUACUCAAUUACCUCUGA